CCUAGCGGAGCACGCCGCAGUGAGUUGCGUAACAAAAGCACAGUCGCCUUCAAACGUCUCGCUGAAAACUUUCGCCUCUCUGUUCGCGCCGUACAAAAUGGAUAACCUUAAAUCGAUCUAAAAAAACUUUGUAACAGGACUUUUACUUUAAAAAUAAUAGAAUUAAUUUUAAAGACAGAUUAAGACCCUUCGGACGCUCUAACGCUUUCCAAUUUAAUUUUUUUUAAUAUUUGAAAAGUUGUUCUAAGUUUUCAGUGGCGAAAAGUGUAGUGGUUUUCGCCGGUCGAAUACGAUACAUCGUAUAUUAGUGUGUGUUUUUUGUUUGUUUUGUUUUAUUUUGCUUGACGGCGAGUGACGGCAAGUGGUGGCAACCAGUGGGGGGCGCUGGUGGUGCCGGAAUCGAUACUGCGGUGGGAGCGGCGAAGAAGUUCGCUGCGACAUGUGGCGGCGAAUGCUGAGGUCGUGGACGAGUUAAUCAUCUCUCCACAUGCCGACAACACUCUGCAGUCAGCAGAAAGAUGUCCUAAUAUGGGUUGGUCAUGCGUGGUGGCACGCGCCGUGGCCUUUGUACUAAUGCUGAGCGGCGCGUCGCAAGUCUCCGCGCUCACCUCCGACAUCUUUGCAGCGGGCAAGUCGGACAAAGAGAUACUGGACAAUCUACUAAAAAACUCCCGCUAUGACAAAAGACUGCUUCCACCAGUUGAUGGUGUCCUCACCGUUAAUGUUAGCGUGCUACUUCUUAGUUUAGCAUCUCCAGACGAAUCUAGCCUUAAAUACGAAGUUGAGUUCCUUCUUCAACAGCAGUGGUAUGAUCCCCGACUGCGGUACUCAAAUCAAUCUCACUACGACUUUUUAAAUGCCAUCCAUCACCAUGAAGAUAUCUGGUUGCCGGACACUUAUUUUAUAAUGCACGGUGACUUUAAGGAUCCAAUAAUACCAAUGCACUUCGCAUUGAGAAUUUACCGCAAUGGUACAAUCAACUAUUUAAUGCGACGGCAUCUUAUUUUGUCCUGUCAGGGGCGGCUCAACAUAUUUCCAUUUGAUGACCCAUUGUGUUCAUUUGCUUUAGAAAGUAUAUCGUACGAGCAAUCUGCCAUUACUUACGUGUGGAAGAAUGAUGAAGAUACUCUACGAAAGUCUCCGUCGCUGACAACUCUCAACGCAUAUCUCAUACAAAACCAAACCAUUCCCUGUCCCAUUAAGGCGAGCUGGAGAGCUGACGGUAUUUCACUUUACGAGGACGAUGAAGAGCUGACAUGUAAUCUUUGCCAGAGACGCUUUGAGGAGCAAGGUAACUACAGCUGUCUAAAGGUGGAUCUAAUUUUCACCAGAGACCGAGCGUUCUACUUUACCACAGUGUUUAUUCCUGGAAUAAUUCUGGUGACCUCCUCUUUCAUCACAUUCUGGCUGGAAUGGAACGCUGUGCCGGCCCGUUCCAUGAUAGGUAAUUACAGCUGUCUGAAAGUGGAUCUCAUCUUCACGCGAGAUAGAUCAUUUUACUUUACCACAGUUUUCAUUCCGGGAAUUAUUUUGGUGACAUCAUCCUUUAUUACUUUUUGGCUGGAAUGGAAUGCAGUACCCGCUAGAGUAAUGAUAGGCGUCACCACAAUGUUGAACUUUUUCACAACGUCCAACGGUUUCCGAUCAACAUUGCCCGUCGUAUCAAAUCUCACAGCGAUGAAUGUGUGGGAUGGAGUGUGUAUGUGCUUCAUCUACGCAUCGCUGCUAGAGUUUGUCUGCGUCAACUACGUAGGAAGGAAAAGGCCUCUACACAACGUCGUGUACCGACCCGGAGAGAAUCCUGUCACCCAGCGACUGCCCGCAGUUCUGAGCAGAAUUGGCAUUAUACUGGCCAGCCCUUUGGAGGCGAUGGCAUUCCUCCAUUGGGCAAAGUCUGAUCCGCCCGAGCCGGAGCCCGGCGGCGCUCCGUUAUCUCAGGGUGACAAAAAGCGUGAGUCGACGGGUGCCGCCGACCUGGUGUCGUGCGCGACAUGCGCGGGCCCGCCUGGCUCCUGCACGCACACCGCCAACAACGGCGGAGUAGCUGAGCCAUGUUUCGUCCAGGUCCGCAAAAAAGAGCCACCGCAUCCGAUCCGCGUGGCGAAGACCAUCGACGUGAUAGCUCGUAUCACCUUCCCAACUGCCUACGCGGUCUUUCUUAUCUUCUUCUUCAUUCACUACAAAGCCUUCUCUUAAUGCCUCCUCUUCCGCUACCCGCUGCAACUUGCUUUUAUAAAGUGGACAAUUUAUAGUAUCUACAUAUUUUGUAUUCCUUACUUUCGUCACGGCUACGUAAGUACGAAGAGAAGCUAAACCACACGCGAUACCUAACCAGAUAUUUUUGAUGAAUUUCAAUAUUAAAUAAGAAAUUGUGAUUGAACUCGUUUAAGAUAUAAUAUUUAAGUUAAUAAUAUAGAUUUAAGUGGAAAUAAUUUAGUGCAAAAGACUAAAGUUGCAGCUUGUGUUGAUAUGAUGAUGCCUGAGAUUUUUCUACGAGUUUUGAAAUAGGUUUUAAAUGUUUUUAUCGAUGGAAGUUAAAGAAAACGAUAACGCUAUGGGAAUAUGAUUUAAGAUAGACUAAAGAGGGAUCAAAGACAAAUAGUAAUGUAUUCUCAAUUACAUUGUGAUGAAUUAGACAAGGAUAGAACAUUAAGGUCGGAACGCGAUGAAACCGACAUCGUAAAUAACAUUUAAAAAUAUAUCUAUUUCAAAUCUUAAAACAGUCCAAUUUUUAUGAAAAAUCUCUUAUGCUCAUAGAUUAUAGAAUAAGGGUAGAAAUAUUACGUUAUAAAUUUUAUAUGCCAUAGACAAAUCACUUUAGAUGUAGUUUUCAUUCGAUUUAAAAUCACGUUCGUUGUGAUCAUUUCGUGUAUUAUUUAAAAGUUGUUUCAUAGAAGUGAAGCUAUAUUACAGAAUGUAUUCAAUUAGAUGUAGUUUAUAAAGCUCAAAAUAUAUAUGUAUAAAAUCAACAUACAUACAGACACACUGAGAUGUUAAGAAUGCCAUCCACUUAAUGUGUUGUUCCCGUUCUUUUAUUUAAAUCAGAAAUAUCUACAAUCCAUUGUUUGUAAUAGUUCAAAAAUAAUUUUGACAAUGUAAUCCAAAGGUCAUAUCAAGCAAACUUCAAUAACAAUUUAUAAGAGUUGAGUAUUCAGAGAAAAAUAUCGUAUAUGGUACACUAUUAUAUUAAAGUGUGGAUGAGAAACCAAUGUAACUGCCAACACAUACCUAAUGUCCUGAUAUAUAAUUUUAGGUAUUGUAGAUUGUAAGGGCCUUUCAAAUAUACAUUUUUUUGGCUUAAAUUAUAAUUCGGUAGUAUUUCACUUAGUAUUGCGAAUAAUAAUUCUUUUGAAAGUAAGUAAAACCAAUUUUUAUUGAUUAAUUCAUAUGAAAUAACGAUGGGUCUGUUACGGUUUAUGAAAUUAUAACUAUAAUAUUAUUAUUUAAUAAAAAAGAAACGAGAAUUAAUAAUCAAUGGAAAUAAUACAGAUUGUUUUCUAGGGCUUAUAACAUAUUAUGACCAGCAAAGACGUGUAUAUUGUUAUUAAAAUCAGUUUUAAUUUAGCUUUAUAUUAUGACUAAACUUUAGUUAUCCAGAAUAUCAAAAGGCUUUAUCUUUUUUUGUCCCAAACUUUAAAAAAAAAAACUAUCUCGGUUU
This is a messenger RNA of Papilio xuthus (Asian swallowtail), 3658 nucleotides long. RefSeq names its product pH-sensitive chloride channel 1 (gene pHCl-1). Gene Ontology annotation, molecular function: extracellular ligand-gated monoatomic ion channel activity; transmembrane signaling receptor activity. The record is from RefSeq and is a predicted model, not a curated record. NCBI's taxonomy places the organism in Eukaryota, Metazoa, Arthropoda, Insecta, Lepidoptera, Papilionidae. The transcript is spliced from 16 exons. Bases 529 to 2196 code for a protein of 555 amino acids. Gene Ontology annotation, cellular component: membrane. Gene Ontology annotation, biological process: monoatomic ion transmembrane transport.